This is a messenger RNA of Taeniopygia guttata (zebra finch), 1952 nucleotides long. Lineage: Eukaryota; Metazoa; Chordata; Aves; Passeriformes; Estrildidae. The record is from RefSeq and is a predicted model, not a curated record.
GGGCGGCUCCGCCUCUUCCCGGCGCCGCCGGUCCCGCCCGUUCCGGUGGUGGCGCCGGCGGGAUGGGGGUCACCUGCGUGUCGCAGGUGCCGGUGGCCGAGGGCAAGAGCGUGCAGCAGACGGUGGAGCUGCUGGCGCGGCGGCUGGAGGCGCUGGGCGCGGACAAGCAGGGCACGUUCGGCGUGGACUGCGAGACCUACCACACCGCGGCCACCCUCGGCACGCAGGGGCAGACGGGGAAGCUGAUGUACGUCAUGCACAACUCCGAGUACCCCCUGAGCUGCUUCGCCCUCUUCGAGAACGGGCCCUGCCUCGUGGCCGACGCCAACUUUGACACCCUCAUGGUGAAGCUCAAGGGCUUCUUCCAGAACGCCAAGGCCAACAAGAUCGAGAGCCGCGGCACCCGCUACCAGUACUGCGACUUCCUGGUGAAGCUGGGCACGGUCACCAUGGGCCCCAGCGCCAGGGGCAUCUCCGUGGAGCUCCAGGGCUCUGGGGAUGUGUUCCCAGGUGGAAUACUGCCCCUGUGUGAUCGCCAACGACUGCUGGAACCUGCUGAUGGAGUUCAUGCAGAGCUUCAUGGGCAGCCACACGCCCGGGAUCCCGUCGGUGUUCGGCUCCAAGCACGACAGCACCUACAGCCCCGGGGACACCAUGGUGCAGUACAUGGAGCUCUUCAACAAGAUCCGCAAGCAGCAGCAGGUGCCCGUGGCUGGCAUCAGGUGAAGAGGAUCCCUGGAGCUCCUGCCUGCAUCCUGAUCCCUCCAGAUCCCCUGGAGCUCCUGCCUGCAUCCUGAUCCCUCCUGGCUGCAUCCUGAUCCUGGCUGGAGCAGGAAUCCCUCCAGAUCCCCUGGAAUUCCUGAUUGCAUCCUGAUCCUGGGAUCCCCAGUCCCUCCAGAUUCCUCCUGAUUCAUCCUGAUCCUGGCUUGAGUCCCUCCAGAUCUCCUGGAAUUCCUGACUCAUCCUGAUCCUGGCUGGAGUCCCUCCAGAUUCCAUGGAAUUCCUAACUGGAUCCUGAUCCUGGCUGGAGCAGGAGUCCCUCCAAAUCUCCUGGAGCUCCUGGCUGCAUCCUGAUCCUGGCUGGAGUCCCUCCAGAUCUCCUGGAAUUCCCAACUGCAUCCUGAUCCUGGCUUGAGUCCCUCCAGAUCUCCUGGAAUUCCUGGCUGCAUCCUGAUCCUGGGAUCCCCAGUCCCUCCAGAUCCCCUGGAAUUCCUAACUGGAUCCUGAUCCUGGCUGGAGCAGGAGUCCCUCCAGAUCCCCUGGAAUUCCUGACUGCAUCCUGAUCCUGGGAUCCCCAGUCCCUCCAGAUUCCAUGGAAUUCCUAACUGGAUCCUGAUCCUGGCUGGAGCAGGAGUCCCUCCAAAUCUCCUGGAGCUCCUGGCUGCAUCCCGAUCCCUUCAGAUCCCUCCUGAUUCAUCUUGAUCCUGGCUGGAGCAGGAAUCCCUCCAGAUCCCCUGGAAUUCCUGACUACAUCCUGAUCCUGAGAUCCCAGUCCCUCCAGAUCCCUCCUGACUACAUCCUGAUCCUGGCUGGAGUCUGUCCAGAUCUCCUGGAAUUCCUGGCUGCAUCCUGAUCCUGGGAUCCCCAGUCCCUCCAGAUCCCCUGGAAUUCCUAACUGGAUCCUGAUCCUGGCUGGAGCAGGAGUCCCUCCAAAACGUGGCACAGGAGGCAGCCCCAGGAGUUUUUCCUUCUGGAUCUUUCCCAUUUCAAAGCUUUGCCGUGUUUAAUCCUGGCAUCCUCCACGGUUUGGGAUUACUGAAUCCAUUGCUUGUGUGGUUUUUUUGGACAGUGUUUCAUGCAGGGAAUCGCUGUUUAUUCACAGGGAAAAGAGAAAUUCCAGCCAAAAGCACGGGCAGAGCUUCUGAGACUACAGAAAUCUCUUACAUUUAUAUUUUUUUAUAUCCACAGCGGUGUUUUGUUGUGUUUCACCCCAAUAAAAGGCUGUUUUGGGA